This is a messenger RNA of Plectropomus leopardus (leopard coralgrouper), 2152 nucleotides long. RefSeq names its product G protein-coupled receptor 12 (gene gpr12). Gene Ontology annotation, molecular function: G protein-coupled receptor activity. The record is from RefSeq and is a predicted model, not a curated record. Lineage: Eukaryota; Metazoa; Chordata; Actinopteri; Perciformes; Serranidae. Gene Ontology annotation, biological process: G protein-coupled receptor signaling pathway. Gene Ontology annotation, cellular component: membrane.
CGGCAGAGCCGCCUCGCGCUCUUUUCUCCUUCUUCCAUCAUCCCGCUUUCAGGCAGAGAAGGAGCAGCAUCCCCUCCUCCUCCACCUCUUCCCCGGGCUGCGUCUCUGUACCGGGCUGCACCAUCCUUAUCAAUAACAUGGAAAUACAAAGCGGUUUUUCUUCCAUCUAGACGGGGAGUCUCACCUCACAGAGUCAAGACGGGGGCCACAAUGAGUGAAGAGCCGCCGGUUACCCCCAGCUGGCUGACCCCUGACCCCACAGCAUGGGCCAGCGGAGGCGGGGGACCGAUGGACAACAGCACCAGCCUGGGGACGUUUCCGGACUCCCUCCCGCCCAGCCAGCUGCCCCUGCUGGUCAACCCCUGGGACAUUGUGCUGUGUUCAUCGGGUACUCUGAUAGCCUGCGAGAACGCCCUCGUGGUUCUGGUGAUCUGGCAGAACCCGGCACUCAGAGCUCCUAUGUUCCUGCUGAUCGGCAGCCUGGCGCUGGCCGACCUCCUUGCCGGUCUGGGUCUGGUGCUUCACUUCACCUGUGCCUACCUGCUUCACUCCGACUCGGCCCAGUUACUGACCGUGGGCCUGGUGGUGGCCUCCUUCUCGGCCUCUGUCUUCAGCUUGCUGGCCAUCACUAUCGACCGCUACCUGUCGCUGUACUACGCCCUCACCUACAACUCUGAGCGGACGGCGGCCUUCACCUACACCAUGCUCGUGCUGCUGUGGGGCCUCUCGCUGUGUCUCGGCCUGCUGCCAGUGACAGGGGUCAACUGCCUGGCGGAGGAGGCAACAUGCAGUGUGGUGCGGCCGCUCACGAAGAACAACAUUGCAGUGCUGUCUGUCUCUUUCCUGCUGCUCUUCGGCCUCAUGCUGCAACUCUACGUCCAGAUCUGCAAGAUCGUGAUGCGCCACGCUCACCAGAUCGCCCUCCAGCACCACUUCUUAGCUGCCACACCCCACUACGUCACAACCCGGAAGGGCGUGUCAACACUGGCCAUCAUCCUGGGCACCUUUGCCGCCUGCUGGAUGCCAUUCACUGUCUACUCCCUCAUCGCUGACUACACCUACCCGCCGCUAUACACCUACGCCACGCUGGUGCCUGCCACCUACAACUCCGUCAUCAACCCGGUCAUCUACGCCUUCAGGAACCAGGAGAUCCAGAAGGCGCUGUGGCUGGUGUGCUGUGGCUGCGUGCCUGCCAGCGUGGCCCAGCGUGCACGGACCCCUAGUGACGUGUGACAGAGCAGACCCAGGUGGGAAGAGAGAGGCGCCCUGAGUCAGCUCUGCUCCGCACCGGAUGAGUGUGGUGUCAAAGAGAGCAGCAGCAGGGGAGGUCAGGGGAAGUGGCAGAGGGCUGUGGCCUCAGCUCUGGCUGUUACUGGCAGAGGCAGUUUUGUUAGUUAUCCACAGCCCACCUGGAUGGAUGGCGUUUUUUUCUUUGUUACACUCACCAUAGGGCAAAGUGUCUCACUGUCUUCCCCAGCAAAGGCGGCCACUGCAUCCCGCCCCCUCCCGUUCAAUCCGUGCCACGCCCUUCCUCUGCUCUGCAGAGCGCGCUGAGCGCAUCACAUGUUACAGGCAGCAGCUGUAUAUUCAAUGUGCAUAUAGCUAACAGCACUGGAGCUUUGGUUGACACGUGCUUGUUUUUUCUUCAAACAGGGAGGGAUUUACGCGUGCGUAAAAACGCACGGCAGAUUAACUGAGCAGUAGAGUGUGCAGUGAGGAGAGAGCGGCUGCAGCUGAACACGCAGGCAUUUCCACAUAAAGCCCGUCUGGAGCAGCAUCCCGGCGCUCUGCUGCUGCACUCUGAACGUGCGUCGAAAGCUAAACAGCCGCGGAGAGCUAAAAAUAGACCCGGCGCUCUCUGAUCCGCGCCCUGCGUCCUCCACAGAAAGAAACCAAGCCGUUUCUUUUUUCUCCUCGCCUCUCGAUUAUUUUAAUCUGUCUUCUUCUCUUUCUGGAUUGUGCGUGAAUGUGUUUUAGUUCAUCUCGUGUCUGGGAGGCUCAAGACGAAGCCCCAGGAGACCCCACCAUUAACCCCUCCUCCAUUUUUUAUUACUAACGGAGGCAUCAAACCGAAUAUCGGAUUAUGUAACCACCUUGCAGUAUAUCCCUCCUCUUUCACCUUUUAAAUGGAGUUUGCUUAUGACUUUUUGAA